CGUUGUCCCGGGCACAUGGAGCCUCCUUGGCCCCGUCAACGCUCGGUGACGCCGCCAGAUCCUAAAGCUCUCCACGACUCCGGCUCUCCUCCCUCGCCCAGCUCGCCGGUCCUUCAGAUUGUUUCCCUCCGCAAGCAUGCUCUGAGCUCGUCGUUGUGCUCCCACCCGCCGUCCCCUUGUCCGCGACCCCCUCUACCGACCUCCCUCGCCCGCCGGUGACAUCACUCCUGGACUUUGCCGAGACAAUCCCCAGUCCAGCCAUCGGUCCGCCGGUAUCUGAUUUCUACCAUACGAUACAAUACCAGGCCCGCCCUCUGAUUGACGACAGGCCAUUCCCGACCCGAACGACAGGUAGAGGUGCAUCAUCUUCACCAGGCCUCCAGAUACACGACGCACAACAUGGCUGCCCAGUCCAAGAUGGCGCCGCUUCCAUCAUGGGGAUAUGCUACUGCUGGUGCCGCUGGUGCCGUUUUUGCGAACACCCUCGUCUAUCCACUCGAUCUGAUCAAGACAAAGCUGCAGGUCCAGGUCAAGAGACAGGCUGGAGACAUCAUUGAUCCUUCAGAGCCCCAUUACACGUCCACGUGGGAUGCCGUCACCAAAAUCGCUGGUGCCGAGGGUGUGGCAGGUCUCUAUGCGGGCAUGAGCGGUGCGCUGCUUGGUGUGGCCUCCACCAACUUCGCCUACUUCUAUUGGUACUCGACCGUUCGUGAGAUCUACUUCAAGUACCAGAAGACCCCUGGCCCACCUGGUACCGCCACGGAGCUGGCUCUCGGCGCUGUUGCUGGCGCGCUCGCCCAGCUGUGCACGAUUCCCAUUGCCGUCGUCACGACCCGGCAGCAGACCCAGACCAAGGAGGAGAGAAAGGGCAUGAUUGACACGGCCCGCGAGGUCAUCAACAGCGAAGAUGGCGUAUCGGGCUUGUGGAGAGGCCUCAAGGCUAGUCUCGUCCUCGUCGUGAACCCCUCCAUCACAUACGGAGCCUACGAGCGGUUAAAGACCGUCAUGUACCCAGGCAAGACAAGACUGAGCCCUGGCGAAGCAUUUUUGCUUGGCGCAAUGUCGAAAGCCCUUGCAACAAUCGUCACCCAGCCUCUCAUUGUCGCCAAAGUCGGGUUGCAAUCAAAACCUCCGCCUCAGCGCAAGGGCAAGGCCUUCAAGGGUUUCAUUGAGGUCAUGCAGUUCAUCAUCGAGCACGAGGGUGCUUCAGCAUUAUUCAAGGGCAUCGCCCCCCAGAUCCUAAAGGGCCUGUUGGUGCAAGGAAUCCUGAUGAUGACAAAGGAGAGAAUCGAGCUUGGUUUCAUCCUCCUCUUCCGGUAUCUGCGGCAGCUCAGAUCGCAGCAGCUGGCCAAGGCUGCGGCCUUCGCGGCCGAGAAGGCAAAGAGUGCUGCUCCCAUUCUUGUCAAGUAAUUGGGCGGUCCUGGGUCUACAAGAGGCGGCGGUUCACCUGAAGGACGUGACUCUGGAAGGAAGAAAGAGCAUGGGGGAUCAUAUACGAGAUACCCGAUCAACUGCGGCCUGGCCGCCUUCUGUAUAUACUACACAGGCUGUCCUUCCGGACAGUCGUGAUUAUGAGCUUGUGCUGUGCUUCGAAUGCAUUUCUGAUUCUGGCGUA
This is a messenger RNA of Microdochium trichocladiopsis, 1615 nucleotides long. RefSeq names its product mitochondrial carrier domain-containing protein. The transcript has 4 exons. The coding region runs from base 400 to 1410 and encodes 336 amino acids. Gene Ontology annotation, biological process: transmembrane transport. NCBI's taxonomy places the organism in Eukaryota, Fungi, Ascomycota, Sordariomycetes, Xylariales, Microdochiaceae. The record is from RefSeq and is a predicted model, not a curated record.